UCCUCAUGAGCCUCAAUCCCAUACAAGAUUCCUUUGUGCUCCCUUGGCCUUCUUAUAAACCAACCCCAAUGCUGUCCCACUAUCUCCCUUCUUUCUAUGACAUGCUCUAGGGUGUUACACCUGCUCAGGGCAUAUGCAAAUGAUGCCUUUGUUAGGCAAGCCUUACAGCAAGAACUUGUUAUUGAAUUACAGGAACUGAACCCCUAAAUAUGGACUUUUUCAAUUUUUUUAUUAACAAGACUUCUACACAUUUACAGGCUACAGUGUGACAUUUCACUACAACAUGUACUGAUCAAAGCAGGGUGAUCAGCAGUGCCCCUUCGUCUAUCUUGUGUUGGAGCCUGGGAGCUCCUUUCUCACUCAUGUUAUUGUCCAUGUAUCAUCUAGCAGGCUACUGUGAACCCAAGUCACCCCACUCUGCUGUGGAAUUCUUAAGAAAAUGUGGUCUGAAUUCCUGGAAAUAGAGGUACUGGGGCAGGCUGUGAUAGAUACCUAUCAACAAAAAAGAAAACUAGUCAUUUCAUUGUUCCAAAAGCAGCAUGAGAGACUCAACUCUUCUUGUGAUUAAAAUAAAAGUAUCAUCAGGAUAACAUCAAGUUCACACAAUUGUUCAGCCAAAAUGUACUUUAUGCUCAUUUCCUUCAACCUCCUCCUUCAGCUGGACCCUGCUACUGUCCCUGUCUGGGUUUGCUAUAUCUCGCUUGCACACCUCCUGCCAAAUGACCCUGGGCCCUGUUGAGUGGAAUUUUCCCUUUAGAGAGGAACCUGUCUCCAUUCUCAGUUCCCUACUUUCAUCUGUUCUGCAAGUCAGCAAGCAUUACAUCCCUGCCGAUCUGGACUGUGCUUUCCAGUCAUUUUAAUAUCUUUUCUGUGACCCAUUUUAGCGUCUGAUUAGAAUCUUUCCUGAUUUAUCUCUGGACACUUGAUGAUUUGUUAAUAUAUGCUAAACAAUCUGUUUCUCGGGCCAACAUUUUGGUGCAAAAGACUGACCUGCCACCUGUGAUUCCAGCGGCCCAAAUUUUUUUAGCACCAGUUUGAGUCCUGGCCGUUGUGCUUAUGACCCAGCUCCCUUCUAAUGCACCUGGGAAACCAACAAAAGAUGCUCCAGGACCAAGAAAACUCAUUGUGUGCAAGAAAAUGUACAAAAGCUAGAAGCAACAGAUGCAACCUAAACAGAAAAAGAGAAUGGAAGGAUUUCAGAAAGGCCAAUAUGGAGCUAUGGCUGAAGGCGUAGUGGAAGAUAACUGGACUGAAACAUCCACCUCGUUGAGGAUCAUCCUGGUGGGCAAAACAGGCAGUGGGAAGAGCGCCACAGGGAACAGCAUCCUCUGCCAGCAGGUCUUCAAGUCCAAGCUACAGGCCCAGCCCGUGACCAAGAAAUGCCAGCGGGAAGCAGGCACAUGGAACGGGAGGAGCAUCCUGGUGGUGGAUACGCCCCCCAUCUUUGAGGCAAAGACCCAGACCCAGGAUGCAUACCAGCACAUCGCGGACUGUUACCUGUUCUCUGCCCCAGGGCCCCACGUGUUGCUGCUGGUGACCCAGCUGGGGCGCUUCACAGACCAAGACACCAUGGCAGUGAAGAGGUUGAAGCAGGUGUUCGGGAUGCAGGCCCUGAGGCAUACGGUCGUCCUCUUCACCCACAAGGAAGACUUGAAGGGCCAGUCCCUGGAGGAUUAUGUGACCAACACGGACAAUGGGGCCCUCCAGGACCUGGUCCUGCAGUGUGGGAGGAGAGUCUGUGGCUUCAACAACUGGGCAUCCGGGGAGGAACAGCAGGUCCAGCUGGCGGAGCUCAUGGCUGUGAUUGCACAGCUGGAGCAGGAGCUCAAGGGCUCCUUCCUCAGCAAUGACCUCUUCCUGCAGGUGCAGCAAGGUGGGGAAGGGGUCUGCCAGCUAGACAACAGGAGGAGGUUCCUGGCCAAUGUGAAGCAGCAGGUGGAGAAGCAGAAGCAAGAGCUGAAAGAGCAUGAGAGCAAUUGUGCAUUGAGAGCUCUUCUCAGACUCAAGCACUGGGCGAGGUCUCACCUUAUCUUGUGUGCCUUCCUCAUUAUAUGCGUUGUGAUUUUCAUUGCCAUUUUAGUGAAGAGAUGAGUUCCUUGUGAGUGCUGAGCAUUUUCAGGUGCUUCCUGCCCUCACUGCUGUUUGUCCCGGACCACCAUCUCCUUCUCGGUGUGUUUGCUUGUCACCCAGUUUCAUCUUCACGGGCUCUUUUUGGCAUCAGAUAUGUCAUCUGAUUUCUUUCAAGUGCUUUUAGGUAAAUAAAAUCUGAAGAAAAAUA
Messenger RNA from Ochotona curzoniae (black-lipped pika), 2278 nucleotides. Its product is annotated as GTPase IMAP family member 5-like. Gene Ontology annotation, molecular function: GTP binding. The record is from RefSeq and is a predicted model, not a curated record. The coding region runs from base 1162 to 2091 and encodes 309 amino acids. NCBI's taxonomy places the organism in Eukaryota, Metazoa, Chordata, Mammalia, Lagomorpha, Ochotonidae. The transcript is spliced from 4 exons.